Molecule: messenger RNA, 1318 nt
Organism: Paramecium sonneborni
Lineage: Eukaryota; Ciliophora; Oligohymenophorea; Peniculida; Parameciidae
Source: the annotation of a GenBank genome assembly
AAAUCAUGUCAAGUCUUAAGUCUUCAAUUACAGUAGGAAUAUUUUAGUCUUUAAGUUUUUGUGGUCUGAGAUAAAAAAUUUUAAAAAAUAUCGCCUUUUAACCACCUAAAGUUAGUUAUUCUUUGAAACCGAGAUUAGAUGAUUAAAUGACAAAUAGUACAUAAACUAAUCCUUCUUCAUUAUAAAUUAUUGAGUCAGAACAUGAAAAACGAUAGAAAUCUAAGUCAUAUGAUGAUGAAAACAUACAUUAAUUAGGUUUAUUAGAUUUGGCAGAGGAAAUAAUGCAAUUUACAAGUGAAACUUUAAGUCCAAUGAAAGAAAAGUAAAGAUAGUUAUUAAAAUAGAAUAUCGGAACCUGCUUAUGACUUUUAUUUGAUAGAUGAAUAAGGUUAAGAAAUUCCAAUUCCAAAAUAAGUUAAUUUAGAAUUGACUGGAUAUUUCUUAAAGGGAAGAAAAGGGCAUCGAAUAGCAUCCUUAUAUAUAUAAUAUUUAUUUCCAAUAAGUGAAUAUGUAAUGUUGUUCAGUCAUGGGAAUGCGAGUGAUUUAGGCUAUAUGAUUGAUACAUUAAUUGGUAAUUAUUAUAAUUAAGUUUUUAAGAUCUUUGUAACAAUUUAAGAAUAAAUAUAUUUGCUUAUGAAUAUUCAGGCUAUGGACUUUCAUAAGGAAAGUGUACAGAUCUCAAUAUCAUUAACAAUAUUUAAGUAGCUUAUUAAUUCUUAGUCUAAUAAAUGAAUUUUGAUCCUACUAAAAUUAUUGUUUAUGGUUAUAGCAUAGGAUCAGGGCCUAGUGUUAUGUUAGUAUCUGAUAUAGUAUUUCCAGUAGGAGGAUUAGUUGUUCAUUCAGGAAUGAGUUCAGGUUUAAGAGUUGUUAAUAAUAAAUUAAAAUCUACUCCUUUUUAUGAUAUUUUCCCUAAUAUUGAUAGGAUAAAGGAUGUAACAUGUCCAGUAUUCAUAUUACAUGGGAAAGAAGAUGAAAUUAUUGAUUUAAAACAUGCAAAAUUAUUGUCCAGUAAUUGUUAAAGAUUAUAUGAAUAUUGGGAAGUUGAAAAUAUUGGACAUUAAGGAAUCGACACAAAUGAUGAACAUCGCAAAAACUAUUUCUAUAAAUUAAGAGAUUUCAUUAAAUGUAUAUUUUUAAAUUUAUAUUAUUAGUAAUACAAAAAGAAAAUUAAACAAUCAAAGAACUAAAACAAAGAAAUACUGCUAGUCCUAAAUUAAAUGGUUCGUAUAAUCAUUAUUAUGAUAAUAAAAUAAGAGAAUUUCAUUUAAGUUGUAAAAAGGUGGAAGAUUCAGAUUCUCCUCCUAAAAAACUUCGUUGA